Messenger RNA from Hirundo rustica (Barn swallow), 2272 nucleotides. It is a transcript of the gene IL13RA2, whose product is annotated as interleukin 13 receptor subunit alpha 2. Gene Ontology annotation, molecular function: protein binding; cytokine receptor activity. Gene Ontology annotation, biological process: cytokine-mediated signaling pathway. NCBI's taxonomy places the organism in Eukaryota, Metazoa, Chordata, Aves, Passeriformes, Hirundinidae. The coding region runs from base 421 to 1563 and encodes 380 amino acids. The record is from RefSeq and is a predicted model, not a curated record. Gene Ontology annotation, cellular component: external side of plasma membrane. The transcript has 10 exons.
GGAGAACAGAGAGGAGUCUUUAAAAACCACAAGAUUUCUGUGAAACACGAAGCUUUGAGCCAUGAGGCUGCCGAGGAGCCCCACGCUCCACAGAUAGACGGGCUCCCACACAGCUAGAGGUCCAGGAAAGAGCUCUUGGGUGGUUUCUAACCUCUCUGUGAAAGCACUUGUUUAUUUUUACUUGCCUCGUGAAAUCUUAUGAAUAUAUUCCAAUAACUGCGCUGGGAACGGAAAGAAGCUCUCUGUGCUAGUGUGCACACACAGUCCUUGGAGGCUGCUGCUUCCCCCAGCUCUGCAAGGCAGCUCUCCUUGUCACUGCACCCUGGGACCUCUCUGAAACACUGCCUGCAGCCAGCCCCUCUCGCCCGUGCUGCAGCUCUGCUCCUCUGCCCAGCACCAGCCAGUGGAAGCUGAGCUCUGAUGGCUCCCUGCAGGCUCCCCGUGCUGCCAGCGGCUCUGCUCUGGGGCUGGGUGCUGGCCUCCUCCUCCUCCCCCAGCACAGUUGCUCCCCCACGAGACCUUCGGAUCAGUGACCCCGGGCUCCUGGGCUCCCUGGAUGUGGAGUGGAAGCCGCCGCCCCACGCCCAAACCUUCAACGAGUGCGCAGUGAAAUACAAGUUUGAGUAUCGCAGCACCGGGGACAGGGACUGGAAGGUUAUUUUUACUAGGAAGCUAAAGUUCAGAGUUGGAUUUGACCUCAGCAGGAGCGCUGAGGUGAGGCUGCAGACCCUGCUCCAGGGACGGUGUACGGACGACGUGGAGGUGCAGAGCGACUGGGUUUAUGCCACCUUUCAGGUCCCACCGCAAGGAAAACUUGAAUCAGAGGUCCAGAAUUUCCACUGCAUCUAUCACGACUGGGAAUACCUGAAGUGCACCUGGCAGCCAGGUCUCCUCUCGCCUCGUGGGGUACAUUAUGGGCUGUACUAUUGGUACGAGGGGCUGGAGCGGGCGGCGCAGUGCUCUCACUACAUCCAGGAGCGCGGCGUCAACGUGGGCUGCGUGCUGCGGAACCUCAGCCAGGCAGAGUACCGGGACCUCAACAUCUGCGUCAACGGCUCGGCAGCGGCCAUCCUGCUCCGGCCUCUGUACACCACCCUGCGCCUCCACAACCUCGCCCAGCCCUCAGCCCCGGAGCAGCUGGUGGUGUCGGUGUCCGCAGCCCAGGAGCUGCUGGUGGCCUGGAGCCCCCCGGGCGGGCGGGUGCCGCCGCACUGCCUGGAGUACGAGGUGCAGGUGGCGGAGGAUGCGGGGGAAGCCGCGGCUGCCUGGGCGUUUGUGUCGACCCAAAUGGAAACUGCUUUAACAAUUUCCAGAGCAAAUCAAAGCCACGUUUCGUGUGUUCGUGUCAGGGGGAGAACAAACAUUUUUUGUGCUGACCAGGGCUUUUGGAGUGAAUGGACACAGGAUUGUUUCUCUGUGUCCAGAAAAGAGGACAAGCAGCUAUUUAUCCUCAUUCCAGUCAUCCUGAGUUUGUCAAUUAGCCUCAUAAUGUUUAUGUUGAUCGGCCAGUGCAAGAAAAGAUCCCCAGCAGGAAAGGCAUUGCAUGCACCUGUGGGAUACUAACCCUGCCUGUGCCUGCUGCACUGCUCGUGUCUGGUGGGCUGCUGGUGGAACACCAUCCCGAGGACAGCCGAGGAGCUUUCCGCAGCCCACACGGCUCUGCCCUGCCUGCUGCCACUUGUGAAGGCAGCUGCUGCAGUCCCAGUCCUUAACGGGCCCAGGAAAAAGCUGGAGGGGCUUCCACUGACUGCAGGAAAACUGGAAGAGAACUAAGCUGACUCUGAAGCAAGGUGUUUCUGGUAACAGGACAAGCGAGAAAAAAGAGGCAGUGGAAACUGCCACGAAUAAAGAUGACGCCUUGCUCUGUGGACUUGUUCGGGUUUUUUUCUUUGGUAAGGACUCCAGAAAUCCGUCAGCAGGACACACACAUUGGAGAGCAGCACCUCACACACAGUGCUACACGUGCAAACACCUGCAGCCGGCCCCACCUUGCUCUCACCAGGUCCUCCCUGUUCCCAAAUACUCUGCUGAGAGCACCUAAGUGCUGGACAGGAGCUCCCUGAGCUAUUUAUUUCAUCAGCUGAUACGUUUUGUCUGCUGAAAAGCUCAGGUGGAGAAGUCUUGAGAGAAACUUUCACUAUAAAGGGGCAUGGCCACAGCUCCUGCAAAGGACAGACAAUUCAGAGAAGUGGGGGUCACUCUGGCAAAUGUGACAUGGGAGCUUCUCUAGGAAGUGGACACUGGCCCCAGAAUUCAAUGGAACACACUUAUA